This is a messenger RNA of Xyrauchen texanus (razorback sucker), 567 nucleotides long. Its product is annotated as alpha-2,8-sialyltransferase 8F-like. Bases 1 to 567 code for a protein of 188 amino acids. Gene Ontology annotation, biological process: oligosaccharide metabolic process; N-glycan processing. The record is from RefSeq and is a predicted model, not a curated record. The transcript is spliced from 2 exons. Lineage: Eukaryota; Metazoa; Chordata; Actinopteri; Cypriniformes; Catostomidae. Gene Ontology annotation, molecular function: alpha-N-acetylneuraminate alpha-2,8-sialyltransferase activity.
AUGCUCUUCCUUUUUGUUUGCAGGUUUAACAUGGCUCCCAUUGAUGAGAAGGAUGUUGGGCUUAAAACUGAUCUAAUCACCAUCAACCCCAGUCAGAUCAAAGGCUACAGAAACUUGCAAAAGCGACCAGGUCCAUUAAUGCAGCGUGUGAACAUUUAUGGUAAUGCCUCUCUGAUCAUGCCAGCCUUUGCAAGCCCACAAAACACUCGACUGUCAGUCAGUGCCCUUAAGGCACUUUGGCCCCCCAGACCUCAGCUGCGGGUCAUCUUCUUUAGCUCCUCUUAUCUCAAGACGUUGGACCAUUUCUGGAAAGGGCAUGGACUACGAGGGAACCGCCUCUCCACUGGUUUCAUGUUAAUUAAUGUGGCACUAGAGCUGUGUGAUCAUGUGCACAUUUAUGGAUUCUGGCCGUUUGAUAUCGAUUUGCAGCAGCGGCCACUUCCACAUCACUACUUUGACAACAAAGGACCCAAAAAAGGCGUUCAUUCUAUGCCAGAGGAGUUUCUCCACUUGCUACAGCUCCACAGCCAGGGGGUACUAACAAUGCACCUAAAGCCCUGCUUAUAA